This is a messenger RNA of Auanema sp. JU1783, 513 nucleotides long. The record is from the annotation of a GenBank genome assembly. NCBI's taxonomy places the organism in Eukaryota, Metazoa, Nematoda, Chromadorea, Rhabditida, Rhabditidae.
AUGGCUUCGAGGUAUGUUGCUCGAUUCAUCAAUAGGAACCCUCGCAACAUGGAAAUGAUGGGUAAACAAAUAAAACCUACUGGAUAUCAGUUUGAAGCAGAUAGAGAGAAGAGAUCUUUCAUUUAUAGAGUCGAUUUGAUUCAAACAAAGUCACACCAGGAAGCUAAAUUGACUCACUACAUCAAUGGGGUUGUUAUAACCGCUUCAACUAAAGAGCCAGCGAUCAGCAAUCAAUUAUACAGUAAUACAGAUACUUGUGCAGCUCUAAAUUUGGGCCGAGUUUUAGCUAAUCGUUGUCUGCAAUCCGGCAUUCAUUUCGCAUUACCAGGAUCAACACCCGACAUGGUAGAGAGGAGUUCUCAUCAAAAAGAAUUUUAUAAAGCCCUUGCACAGGAAGGCUUAACAUUAUCCGAGCCUGAAGGAAUUGAGCACACAUAUGAAAACGAUAAUAGAUUAACAUGGGAAAGGUAUCCCACUAAGCAUAACCGUCAGGAUAAGCUUGACGAGUUAUAG